AAAAAAAAAAAAAAAAAGAAAAGGUAACCGGACCCCCCGCUCCCCCCCUGCCCACCCCUCGCUCCCUUUCAGCUCAUUGAGAACAAGCAAAGGGGGGCAUUGUAAGGCUGCCAGCGUCCAAGAAGCUGAAAGCUACUGUAUUACCAGCACAGAGGGGUCCUUUUAGAGCCGCAUCUAAUUAGCCAAAACACAAAGCAAGCGGCUGAAUGGAGCUUGUCACUCUCUGGAAAAGAAGGGUGGGUAAGACACUUUUUUAAUUCAAUUCCAUCUUUUGUGUCCCCCCCCUCCACCCUUUUCCAUCAGCGUUUAACAUGAAAAAGCCCGACUCACCUACCUAUACGAAUGAACUUUAAAUGCUGCAUGUUCCCGUCUGCUACCUGUCUCUCCGCUGCUGACCUAUGACAUGUAUUCUAUUCCAAUAUGAUGUAGACAUUGGCGACGAUUUCAAUGGACAUUCUCGAGAAAAUUUGGAAACGUAUUUGCUAAUGGAUUUCCUUCUCAUUGGUCUCUGUUUAAACUGGAUGUUGAGAAAGCCCCCGGGGUUAAUACUGUGCGCACUGGGCAUAUUUAUUAAAAUGCUUCCCCUGGUGAAUAGCGGCUGUCCGCGCGUGUGUCGCUGCGAGGGCAGAUUUUUGUACUGUGAAUCCCAGAAUGUCACCGAGCUGCCUGGCAACCUGUCGGGCGUGAUGGGCUUGUCUCUGCGGUACAACAGCAUCAGCGAGCUGCAAGACGGACAGUUCACGGGGUUAAUGCAGCUCACGUGGCUCUAUCUGGAUCACAAUCACAUAGAAACAGUGGAAGUCAAUGCCUUUCAAAAACUGCGUCGAGUCAAAGAACUCACACUCAGCGCCAAUAAAAUAACCCAUCUGGCCAACCACACGUUCCGACCGUUGCCCAACUUACGCAGUUUGGACCUAUCCUACAAUAACAUACAAGCCUUGGCACCGGAUCUUUUCCAUGGUCUACGCAAACUGUCGAGCCUACAGCUGCGUUACAAUGCCAUCAAGUUUGUGCCAGUGAGGAUCUUUCAGGACUGUCGCAGUCUGGAGUUCCUAGACUUGGGAUACAAUCAGUUGAAGAGCUUGGCCCGUAACUCUUUCGCAGGUUUGUUUAAACUUGCCGAGCUUCACCUGGAGCACAAUGACUUGGUCAAGGUGAAUUUAGCUCAUUUUCCAAGACUCCUCUCUUUACAUUCUCUCUUCAUGAGGAAGAAUAAAGUGACUAUAGUAGUUAACUCCUUGGACUGGGUGUGGAAACUAACAAACAUGGAUCUCUCUGGCAACGAGAUUGAGUACAUCGAACCUCAUGUUUUUGAAAGUGUACCUCAUCUUGAAUCCCUACUCCUAGACUCCAACCGCCUCACCUACGUUGACCCUAGAAUCCUCAACUCUUGGAAAUCUCUUACCAGCCUCACCCUGGCUGGGAACAGCUGGGACUGUGGACGUAAUGUGUGUGCCUUGGCCUCCUGGCUGAGCAACUUCAAGGGUAGGUACGAUGGCAACAUGCUGUGUACCACCCCGGAGUAUGCACAAGGAGAGGAUGUUCAGGAUGCUGUCUAUGCUUUCCACCUGUGUGAGGACCCAUCAGAUCCAACCAGUGCUAAUGCCAUUUAUACAGCUUUCAACAACAGUGACAAAAACGCCUACAACAGUGCCACCGUCACCACCAUCACCUAUGAUGUACAGGAUACAGAAGGGGAAAAGACUACAGACAACCUGAUGGCCACCAUGCCCAGCGAGCACCCCGAGAACACUGUCCAAAUUCCUAAGGUGGUGACGGGGACUAUGGCGUUGAUUUUCUCCUUCCUCAUUGUGGUUUUGAUGUUGUACGUUUCUUGGAAGUGUUUUCCGGCCAGCCUCAGACAGUUGAGGCAGUGCUUUGUGACACAACGCAGGAAGCAAAAGCAAAAACAGACUAUGCAUCAAAUGGCUGCAAUGUCUGCCCAGGAAUACUAUGCUUGA
Messenger RNA from Bufo gargarizans (Asiatic toad), 1961 nucleotides. Its product is annotated as leucine-rich repeat transmembrane neuronal protein 1-like. NCBI's taxonomy places the organism in Eukaryota, Metazoa, Chordata, Amphibia, Anura, Bufonidae. The transcript has a single exon. The coding region runs from base 399 to 1961 and encodes 520 amino acids. The record is from RefSeq and is a predicted model, not a curated record. Gene Ontology annotation, molecular function: protein binding.